AGCGAUUGCUAUAAGAGCCGUCCCGCUCUCCGAAUUCCGCUCAGUGCUGCUCCUCAUUUGGUAGAGUGUACAUCGCGGGAUUUCAACAAUCAAAGUUCUCGAGAAGGAAUCAUGUUGGACUUUUACUAUAUGCUGUACUCGGCACCCUGCCGUUCAGUCCUGAUGACUGCCCUUGCCUUGGGAUUGGAUCUGAACAAGAAGCAGGUCGACCUGGAUGCCGGUGAGCAUCUGAAGCCCGAGUUCAUCAAGAUCAACCCCCAGCACACGAUUCCCACUCUGGUGGAUGGUGAUUUUGUCAUCUGGGAGUCGAGGGCUAUUAUGAUGUAUCUGGCUGAAAAGUAUGCCAAGGAUGACUCACUGUACCCCAAGGAUCCCCAGCAGAGGGCCGUGGUGAAUCAUCGCUUGUUCUUCGACCUGGGCACUCUCUACCAGAGCUACGUCGACUACUACUUUCCCCAGUUGUUUGAGGACGUGAAGAAGCCGGCUGAUCCCGAGAAGAAGAAGAAGAUCGAUGCAGCCUUCAAUAUAUUGAACACUCUGUUGGAAGAUCAGCAGUAUGCAGCCCUCAACAAGUUGACUCUGGCCGACUUUACCCUGCUGGCCACCGUAUCCACUUUUGAAAUAACAGGGUAUGACUUUGGAAAAUAUCCGAAUGUGGUCAGGUGGUACGAUAAUGCCAAGAAGGUGAUUCCGGGCUGGGAGGAGAACUGGGUGGGCUGCGAGUACUACAAGAAAUUGUAUCUCGGCGACCUUCAGGACAAACCUGCCACACGGGACUCGAAGAAAGCCUUCAUCUGCUGUAGACCCUCCCAGUUCUCAUCCCAUCCGGGAGUCACCUUCUUGGCGUUGGCGUACCACCUGACCACAUUGGAUGGCAAUAUCGGCCACGGUGAGCUGGUCUCCGGCCACGUAGUCCUGUCCCUCCAGGAAGGUGUCCAGGAACCCGAAGGCGGUAUCGAUUUUCUUGAAGUCCUCUUCGGUGCCCGGCUUUCCGGUGCGGAAAAGGGGAUAGUAGUACUUGGCAAAGGCAUCGGUCAGAGUGCCCAUGUCGAAGUACAGGCGCUGGUUAACCACGGCCUGCUUCUUGGGAUCCUUGGGGAAGAGGGAGUCAUCCUUGCCCGGUCCCGCUCUCCGAAUUCCGUUCAGUGCUGCUUGUCAUUUGGUACAGUGUACAUCGCGAGAUUUCAACAAAUAAAACUUAAAAUGGCUGACUUCUACUACCUGCCCGGCUCCGCCCCCUGCCGCUCCGUGAUCAUGACCGCCAAGGCCGUGGGCGUCGAGCUGAACAAGAAACUGCUCAACCUGCAGGCCGGCGAGCAGCUAAAGCCGGAGUUCCUGAAGAUCAACCCCCAGCACACCAUUCCCACGCUGGUGGACAACGGGUUCGCGCUGUGGGAGUCGCGCGCCAUCCUGGUCUACCUGGUGGAGAAGUACGGCAAGACCGACUCGCUGUACCCCAAGUGCCCCAAGAAGCGCGCCGUGAUCAACCAGCGCCUGUACUUCGACAUGGGAACGCUGUACCAGAGCUUCGCCAACUACUACUACCCGCAGGUGUUCGCCAAGGCGCCCGCCGAUCCCGAGGCCUUCAAGAAGAUCGAGGCGGCCUUCGAGUUCCUGAACACGUUCCUGGAGGGACAGGAGUACGCCGCCGGCGACUCGCUCACCGUCGCUGACAUCGCCCUGGUGGCCUCCGUCUCCACCUUCGAGGUGGCCGGAUUCGAGAUCAGCAAGUACGCCAACGUCAACAAGUGGUACGAGAAUGCCAAGAAGGUCACCCCCGGCUGGGAGGAGAACUGGGCCGGUUGCCUGGAGUUCAAGAAGUUCUUCGAAUAAGCCUGAUAUUACCACCCAUUUAAUACCCUUACAUUUGAUGUAGUAUUUAUAUUCACGUUUCACGUUCACGCAACAAUUCCAAAUUCGCCUGUCUACGAAGACAAUAAAUAAGUGUUCGCUUUUUUGAAUGCACAAA
This is a messenger RNA of Drosophila elegans, 1969 nucleotides long. RefSeq lists its product as uncharacterized. Gene Ontology annotation, molecular function: glutathione transferase activity. The coding region runs from base 112 to 1833 and encodes 573 amino acids. Lineage: Eukaryota; Metazoa; Arthropoda; Insecta; Diptera; Drosophilidae. The record is from RefSeq and is a predicted model, not a curated record. Gene Ontology annotation, biological process: glutathione metabolic process. The transcript is spliced from 6 exons.